AGGGAGAAAGGGAAGAUGUGCAAGAAGCAGGAACCCUGAGCCGGCCAGGGGUGUCAUUAUGAGCCUCCUUCAUCUUUCCAUUCUGGUUGCUGAAUGCCUGGUUCUGGGUCUCUGUUACUGGAAUGUCAAACUGCCAGAAGUCCUCUACGCUUGGCAAGGCACCUGCGUCCAGAUCCCCUGCAGCUACAACAACAUCAGAGGCAUACGGAAACUAGAUCGCUUAAUCUUGUUCCAUAAUCCGUCGUUCAGUAACGCCAACAGUUCAUUCUAUGGGACUGUGCUCUUUGACACAAAUGAUCUCAGUGAGAACAAAAGAAUCAAGUUUCUGGGUCACCAAAGAGAAGAAAACUGCAGCAUGCUCAUUCUUCAGGUGCAAGUUACUGACAGCGGGAAGCUGGGACUGCGGAUGAUGGCCGAGCAUGAUAAGUGGAUGUCCUAUGUGCAACUCAACGUCACUGAGUCUGCACCUCAGCCCUACAUUCAGCUCCCCCAGCAGCUCCACGAGUUCCAAACAGUCACUGUGACCUGCUUUGUGAACCACUUCUGUCCUGAGGACCCUGUAAGGUUGCUCUGGUCCCUGGAUAGGCAGGAGCCUCUACAGGACCAGGUCAAGAACUCAUUCUCCAUAGAAACCCAGAGCAUCUUGAUGGAGAGCAAAUUCACAUUCAGUCUGGACUGGAUGUACCACACCAAGGAGCUGGCUUGCAGCCUCUCUCAAACUGAUGGGCAGCUUCUCUCUAAGAAGACCCUGAAGCUGGAUGUGAAGCAUACCCCAAAGAUAAUGAUCAAAGCCAGUCCCCACCUGGAAGUGAAAGAGGGGGAAUCAGUGACUCUGAGGUGUCUACUCCAAAGCAGCAACCCUGAGAUCCAAGGCAGCUUCUCCUGGUUCAAGGAUGAAACGAGUGUGCAGAAUUCGGGCGAACAUCUGACUCUGUCCAAUGUGACUUGGCAGCAGGCUGGGAAUUACUGUUGUGAAGCGUACAAUGAAAUGGGCCGGGGGAGAUCAGAACCCGUGCAGCUGCAAGUCCGACAUUCCCCAGUUUCCAAAGUUCUUUCUGCUGACUUCAAAGUGAUGGAGAACAGGACGGUGGAGCUGACUUGUGAGACUGUUGCCUACCCUCCUCCAACCAAUUUUACCUGGUAUCAUGCUGAGAAGCAGGUACUAGGAGAGGUGAAACAGAAGCUCAGGUUCCAAGCGGUCAACCGGAUGCAAGCAGGCCAGUACACCUGCCUGGCUGAGAACAGUGAGGGCCGAGGAGAAGUCAGUGAGAAAGCCUGGCUGGAUGUGCAGUAUCCCCCCACUGGGGUGAGCGUGACUAUUGUCAACCAGACACCGAUCCAAGAAGGUGACUCUGUGACCCUGUCCUGUUCCUACGAGCAAAGUAACCCCACUCCCUACAGCUAUUCAUGGAGAGCCCAGUUCUUACAAAAACACAGAAUCAAUUCCCAGCUCCUUACCAUCAGCAGCAUCCCUUGGAAUGCCGAGUCGGUCACCUGCUGGGCCUGCAACGAUGAAUGUUCCCAGGCCACCCCUCUCCACUUGGAUGUACAAUAUGCCCCAAGAGAUGUCAAAGUCAUUCUGCUAACUCCCAAAGCUGACAUCCAGUCCAAAGACCAAGUCCACCUUCGAUGUGACUUCAGCUCCAGUCACCCCGCAGAUGUUCAUUAUUCCUGGACCCAAAAUGGGAAGCACUUCUGUGAGGGGAGGUACUUAAACUGGAGCUCCAUCUCCCCGGAAGACUCUGGCCUGUACAGCUGUCUUGUCACCAACUCGAUUGGAGAGACCAGAUCUCAGGAAUGGGACCUGAAAAUCCAGUACCCACCCAGACACUUUCAAGUGUCCAUUAACCCAGGGGACACAGUGAUGGAGAAGACCAACGUGGUCCUGACCUGUGAGGCUGAUGCAAAUCCAGCUGUUGACCUUUACACCUGGUUUGACUGGAAAGGCCAAAAGAUUGGUGAUUUUGGUCCAAGGCUGAUCUUGUGGUCCGUGACGACUCAUCAAUCGGGGGCCUACUGGUGUCAUGGGACCAACAAGUUGGGGACAGGGAAAUCUGAUUCUGCCUUGCUCACCGUCUAUUACAGCCCAGAGACCAUUGGAAAGCGAACUGCUUUGGGGCUUGGGGUGUGCCUGGCUGUCUUCUUCCUGGCCCUGCUGGGGGUCCGAUGCUGGAAGAAGAUCAGAGGAGAGCAGAAUUUUCAGGAGCAGCCCCGCAGACAGGGCUCUUUCUUCAUCAGGAAUAAGAAGGUAAGGAGGCCCCAAUCCACAGCUGCUCCCCAGUACUUGGGUUAUUAUAAUCCUGCCAUGGAGGAGAGGAUCAAUUAUGCCACCUUGCAGUUUCCUGCCAGGGCUCCGUAUCUGGAGACCACGCCAGUCACUCUUCAAACUGAGGACCAGAGUGUCACCUACUCUGUGCUGCAGAAACCCUAUCGGGGUGAUUAUGAGAAUGUGAUGCCACCAUCUCUUCCAGAAGAUGAAGGAUUACAUUACUCUGAACUGAUUCAGUUUGGGGAGGGUGAGAGGCUCCCUGUGCAGGAAGGGGUGGAGUACGUAACUCUGAAAUAUUGACCAUGGAGAUGAAGAAGUCUCAUGCCUCGGGGGCCUUUCGUGGGGGCAAUCUGGAGGAAUCCGUGACCGGCGCCUACGACCGUGUCUGUCGGAUCAGCUGCUCAGUGGCCUGUCAUACCCUCCCCUGCUGUCUUUCUGGGGCCCCCAAUGAAUGCUGUGAAGUUUCUGUCUGGGCCUUAGGAGAAGGCUUCUACCAGGGUCCCUUCCUUUCUUGCUCUGACAGUGCUACCCUUGCAAAAGCCCGUGUCUGGUCCUUGUCCUUCCUACCUCUCCACAUGCAUGUGCAUGCACACGGAGCACAUGCUUCAGCCCUCUAUUCUCUCCAGUCACUUUCACGUGUUUCUUUCACUCCAGCCCUUCCCAUCCCUAUUCUCAUUCAUCACAUCAAUAGCCUUUAACCUCUCCAGAGCUGAAUCCCCAAACCUACUCUAGCUUCCAUGUCCCAUUAAGACUCCACGUCAAAGGGAGGACACACAGUGUAUGCAGUGACAUGGUAAGGGAGCUGAGUUCUUUCUGUCAGUCCCUUCCCUAAAGCCUUAAUUCCGUUUCUAAUUAUAGCCAGGCAUUGCACAGAGCUAAUCACCCAGCCUCUGCCCCUCCUCAUGGUAGAAGCUGGGAGAAUGUUACUUAUGAGACAGAGAGAAA
Dromiciops gliroides (monito del monte) is the source of this 3214-nucleotide messenger RNA. It is a transcript of the gene CD22, whose product is annotated as CD22 molecule. The transcript has 14 exons. The coding region runs from base 59 to 2569 and encodes 836 amino acids. The record is from RefSeq and is a predicted model, not a curated record. NCBI's taxonomy places the organism in Eukaryota, Metazoa, Chordata, Mammalia, Microbiotheria, Microbiotheriidae.